AUGUUGAAUGUUGAAGAACUGGAAGAGGAACUUGCAUCAACCACGACUGAAGGGUCCAACGAUAUAACAGGAGGACAGACUGCUACAUCAGCACCAACUGUUGAUUCAUAUCUCCAAACUACAAAGGAAAUUGCCUUUGUAAACAUUCAUUCUGGAGCUGAAGCUGAAGCUGCUCCAUUAGAUACCACUAGUUCAUUGGGUACUGUGGAACAAUUGUGGAUGAGUUUAAGUACUUUGAAACCAGCAUACCAAUUAAGAUAUGGCACUGAGUUACUUAUUUUUAAGAGUGGAAUUAACCCUGUUUGGGAAGACCCUGUCAAUGCCAAAGGUGGUAGAUGGGUAUUCCGGUUCAGUCGGAGAGGACAAAAUUCUUCUGGAGGUAAUAAUUCCAAUUCCAGAGGAGAUGAUAAUGAAAGCAUUAUGCGUGUACGUAAACGGAGUAGUUUAAUAUGGGAACGGUUAGUUUUAAGGGUUUUAACUGGUUCCAUCAUCCCUGAAGGAGAUUAUCUGGAAGAAAUUCAAGAGUUAUUGUUAAAUGAUAUUAGUGGAUUGGUAUUGUCUGUUCGUAGAGAUGAAGAUAUUAUCAGCAUAUGGAACAGUAACCUUAACUUUAAUAAAAAGGGUUCUACAAUGUCUAAAGAUGGUGAAAAUGGAACAUCUAAAAAAUUAACAUUAUUUCAAGCCAGAAGAAUUAUUUGUGACUCGAUUUUAAGAGUUAUUAGAGAAUGUGAUUUGAUUAGUCAAGGAAGUGACUGUAUUGAAACCAUUGAUUCUGGAUCAAAUGAAAGAGUGUUUGGAGUUUCAUUUGAAUAUCGUUUGCAUGCUGAUAACAAUACUCUUCCAGGUGUUAAUGGCGGGGAUAAUGGUGCAAAUGGGAAUAACGGUACCUCGGGUAAUGGUAAGUAUGGUGGAGAAAGAAGUGGUAGAAAGUACAAUAAUAAACUGUACCAUCAUAAAAAGGAAGGACAUAAUAAUAAUACUACUAAUAGUUUCUCCCAAGGUACUAGUACUACUGCUACUACUACUACUACUACUACUACUACUGUGUCAAUUGUAGAAUAA
Messenger RNA from Lizanozyma spartinae, 1062 nucleotides. RefSeq lists its product as uncharacterized. The record is from RefSeq and is a predicted model, not a curated record. The transcript has 2 exons. Gene Ontology annotation, molecular function: translation initiation factor activity; RNA 7-methylguanosine cap binding. Gene Ontology annotation, cellular component: cytoplasm; eukaryotic translation initiation factor 4F complex. NCBI's taxonomy places the organism in Eukaryota, Fungi, Ascomycota, Pichiomycetes, Serinales, Debaryomycetaceae. Gene Ontology annotation, biological process: translational initiation. The coding region runs from base 1 to 1062 and encodes 353 amino acids.